Messenger RNA from Anopheles funestus (African malaria mosquito), 3069 nucleotides. RefSeq names its product ATP-binding cassette sub-family G member 4-like. Gene Ontology annotation, molecular function: ABC-type transporter activity; ATP hydrolysis activity; ATP binding. Gene Ontology annotation, cellular component: plasma membrane. The transcript is spliced from 8 exons. NCBI's taxonomy places the organism in Eukaryota, Metazoa, Arthropoda, Insecta, Diptera, Culicidae. The coding region runs from base 612 to 2600 and encodes 662 amino acids. The record is from RefSeq and is a predicted model, not a curated record.
AUUGCGUUAGUUCAGCAUCAGUAGUUCUUUGUCGCUGGUACGGGUUAGAAGGGUUCUCGGCGAUACGGCGCACUGGUUGGUUCGCGACUUGUUUGUGCGCUCAGUUCCCUUUGACAUUUUUACUGUGCAAGUCAUAUUGAGCAUUUGAGAGUGAAGUACAUUCUUUGAAUUUUCCACUCUUUCUCUCGUUCGCUCGCUCUAUCUCUUUUUCACUGUUCGUGGUGAUUGCCAACCUGCUUAGUGGCGAAUGUUACGUUUUUAUCGGAGGAAAGAACUCGAGCAGAUUCAAGUUACUAAGGGCGUAGGUAGUAAGUGGACCGGGUGUCAGAAGUUCACUGGACGUCGGUCAGAGUGAACGAUCGAUCGGAACGUUUGAAAGAUGCAACAGUUGCGUGAUUGAGUACUGUGUACAUACAAGUGUUUACAGAAGAGCUCUUCUACAAAGAGCUUGUGUAGAAAGAAAGACACUGUCGGUGUCGUGAGGUAGUGACAAGUGCUCUAUAAACACCCCUCGAGAUACAGAAACGAUUCGUAAUCGGGUGCGUUCAAAGUGUGUACGGAGUUACUUUCUAGUGAAUUCUUGGGUGACCUGAUAAGACAUACAACUCGGAAUGGAUAUCCUACAGCAGGAAGUGCGCGGCAUCGCAUUAGCGAACCUGUCCGAAGUACAAUCGUCUCCAGUUUACAACCAAACGACGGUACCGCUAAAUCGCAAGGAUUCGCGCAACAUGGACCAGGCGGUGAUACGGAACAACACCGCCAACACGUUCCCCUCGAACCAUGACAUCGAGGGACAUAUCCGGCCGUUCCAAAAUUUGCCACCACGGGAACCGGUCGACAUACAGUUUAAAGAUGUGUCGUACUGUGUCAGUCUUGGAUUUCGCAAAGGCCAGAAGGAGAUCCUACAUAAGGUGAAUGGCAAAUUCCCAGGAUCGCAACUGAUCGCCAUCAUGGGCCCAUCGGGAGCGGGCAAAUCGACACUUCUGGAUGUCCUAUCCGGCUACCGGAAAACAGGAGUAGAAGGUGCGGUCUAUGUUAAUGGACGUAUACGCAACCUAAAUAGCUUCCGGCGGAUGACCUGCUACAUUACGCAGGUUGACCGUUUGCAGACACUGCUGACUGUGCUGGAGAACAUGCGCAUUGCGGCGGAUUUGAAGCUGGGUCCAGAAGUGUCGCGCCAUGAAAAAGAGUCAAUAAUUGAAGACAUUCUCACUGUGUUGGGACUGUACGAGCACCAGUUUACCAUUACCAAACGUCUAUCUGGUGGGCAGCGGAAACGUCUGUCGAUUGCACUGGAGCUGAUCAACAACCCUACCAUUAUGUUUUUGGAUGAACCAACAACCGGAUUGGAUAGCUUCUCGUGUAAUCAGGUCGUGGACCUACUCAAGCAGCUUGCUAAACAGGGUCGUACGAUCAUCUGCACCAUCCAUCAACCGUCCGCCAAGUUGUUCCAAGAGUUCGACCAGGUGUACGUACUCUCGAACGGUGAAUGCAUGUACCAAGGUUGUACCAACAGUUUGGUACCGUUCCUUCAGUCGGUUGAUAUGCCCUGCCCGGUGUACCACAAUCCCGCCGAUUAUGUGAUUGAGCUGGCCUGUGGAGAGUAUGGAGAAGAGCGGAUCCAGCGCAUGGUGAUGGAGAUGGGCAAUGGUGAAUGUACGGAAUGGUUUACCGACAAACGGAAGCUGCUAAAGCUAGAACAACUGCGGAAGAAAUACCCGCUCAAGAAGAUCAUCGAGCAGAACGAAGACCUGAUGGCGACGUCACAGAUGCAUCAGCUUCAGGUCCUGAUCAAGCGUGGCAUUAUCAAGGCGAAGCGGGACGCUACCCUCACACAUCUGCGCAUAGGGGUGAACAUCAUCAUAGCGGCUAUGUUGGGUUUUCUGUUCAUCGACGCCGGCAACGAGGGAUCACGCGUACUCGACAACUACAAUCUACUCUUCUCGAUCCUGAUGCACCACAUGAUGGCCACGAUGAUGCUGACCGUGCUGACAUUCCCCACCGAGAUGGGUGUUAUACUGAAGGAGCACUUUAAUCGAUGGUAUACGUUAAAGUGUUACUACCUCUCGGUCUCCAUCAUCGAUCUGCCGCUGUCCGUGUUCUGCUGCCUGAUCUUCUCUGUCAUUAUCUACUUGAUGAGCGGUCAACCGAUGGAGUGGUUCCGUUUUGGCAUGUUUUUCACCAUCAGUCUGCUGAUCGUGCUGAUAGCACAGAGCCUCGGGUUGACGAUCGGAGCCUGGUUUAACGUGGUGAAUGGUACCUUCCUCGGACCCGUGCUCACCAUCCCGAUGAUGAUGUUUGCCGGUUUCGGAGUGACGCUUCGUGAUCUACCGAGCUACCUGAAAUGGGGCAGUCACAUCUCUUAUCUACGUUACGGUUUAGAGGGCUACGUCAAUGCAAUCUAUGGCGAAAAUCGGGAAACGCUCGACUGCGAGCUCAAACCGUACUGCCAUUAUAGAUAUCCUGCCAAGUUCCUGUCAGAGAUUUCAAUGGAAGGUGAUCAGUUCUGGAAGGAUGUAUACGCUCUCUGCGGCACGUUGAUUUUGGUGCGCGUGUUUUGUUACUUCCUUCUUCGAUGGAAGGUUAUGUCAGUGCGGUAAACUGCUGAUAUGUAACCUACGAUAACGUUUCAAGGCACUCCAGGGCAAUCGGAAGCAUUAGAUGUGAUGAGCAGCAAAAAAGGAUGUGAUUUUUAUUACCAGACCAGUUACCGGUUCGUCCGUUCGCUGAGUACGAACACGACGCCAAAAAUGGGUUGCCAAAAAACAUUCGUUCCAUACGUUCCAAACAAGCUUAUCGCGGUGCAAAGAAUGCGCCAACUCGCGCACGAUAAGACAUAUCGCAGUGCAUUUCAACUGUACAUAUAUAAUAUCCCAGAAAGUGUGUGUUUGUGUCUAUUCUGUAUGAACCACCGUGCUAAUAGGUUUAUUUAGUUUACGGAUCAAAAAGCGCCAUUUUGUUUUGCAGAUUUCGUGAUGGUGUAGUGAAUAUGAAAUAUCCCGUAGAUAGUAUAGCUACAAAUUAGUCAUUGAUAGUCAAUAAAAUGUUAAAGCCUCUUUUUACAAGUUA